Messenger RNA from Dicentrarchus labrax (European seabass), 1452 nucleotides. RefSeq lists its product as uncharacterized. The record is from RefSeq and is a predicted model, not a curated record. Gene Ontology annotation, molecular function: estradiol 17-beta-dehydrogenase [NAD(P)+] activity. The coding region runs from base 78 to 1031 and encodes 317 amino acids. NCBI's taxonomy places the organism in Eukaryota, Metazoa, Chordata, Actinopteri, Moronidae. Gene Ontology annotation, cellular component: cytoplasm. Gene Ontology annotation, biological process: estrogen biosynthetic process. The transcript has 6 exons.
ACCUCGGCUACUACCCCUCUUUUGUUCUCUUUUAUUCUCUGCUGCUGGAGCUGCAAGACAAACACUAACCGGGCAUAAUGAACCAGAAGGUGGUACUAAUCACAGGCUGCUCCUCUGGGAUUGGCCUCGCCUUGGCUGUCCACAUCGCAAAAGAUGAGAAGAAGAGGUUCAUGGUCUAUGCCACCAUGAGGAACCUAAGUAAGGGUGAAGCGCUGGUGGAGGCAGCGGGUCGGACUCUGGGCAGGACUUUGGAGAUCAAACAGUUGGACGUGUGUGACGAGGACUCUAUCAAAGCCUGUGUGGACAGCCUACCUGAGCGCAGGGUGGACAUUCUUAUAAGUAAUGCUGGGAUGGGUCUGAUUGGACCCAUUGAGUGUCAGUCCAUUGAUGAGAUGAGGGGUGUAAUGGACACCAACUUCUUUGGGCUUGUGCGGUUGCUGAAGGAAAUCCUACCUGACAUGAAGAAGAGGAAAAAAGGCCAUAUUGUGGUUAUGAGCAGCGUCAUGGGCAUUCAGGGAAUUUUAUUCAACGACAUCUAUGCAGCAUCCAAGUUUGCAGUGGAAGGCUUUUGUGAAAGCUUGGCGGUACAAGCCCUGAGGUUCAAUCUCAAUCUCAGCUUGAUAGAGCCCGGGCCAGUGAUAACAGAGUUUGAGCGUAAAGUCUAUGAUGAGGGUUUGAAGACUGAUCUCACCAAAGCUGACAAAGUGACUGCUGACAUGUUCAUAAACAUCUACUUGAAGAACUACAAACAAAUCUUUGAAAGCCUUGGGCAGACUGCUGAGGAUGUAGCAGAGCAUACACUCAAGAUCAUCACCAUGGAUAAUCCCCCUUUCCGUCAUCAGACAAACACACUUUACACACCUAUGACCACACUCAAGUAUGCUGACCCCAACGGUGACCUCCCGAUUGACACGUUUUACAAAAUGGUGUUUGAACACGACAAGGUCUUCAACGCCAGUCUGAACUUCCUCAAACUUCUGCGCUGGAGAAGUCGAAAGAGCUUUACUUUGGAAAAGGACAAGACCAACUAAUAGACUCCAUGUCAUCUUUUUCAUCUUUAUGGCUAGAUACAUUCAUGCAUGCAUAAUUUUCCUGUGAUUUUCCUUUAUUUUAGUUUUAGCAAGAUUUCCUUGUGAUGAAACGCUUUCACAAUGACUACUGUGAACAAAUAAAAAUAUGAAAGCUAUAAGUAAUUGCAACAAUGCUGUCCCCUUUUACAUGUGUCUGUGAGCUGCAGGUCUUAAACCACACCCUGGUAGGCUACAUUCUGCCGACUACCACAACUCUCUUAACUCGUUAAGCCUCCAAGCCCUACAUUACACAAUAUGCAAGUGCUGUAGUAGACAAAACUAUGCGGCAGCGACAAAUUCAAUGCAUCUCAUCGAGCAUUCAGAUCGUUACAUUGCCUUAUUGUGGAGUGAUGUGUAUUAAAGACAUUCUAAACAUUUAAAA